AUGAAUUUCUUAAUAUUUUUUCAUACAUUUGCAUUCUUGUGUGUACCACAUUUGGAAGCCACAAUUGUACAUGGGAACUUUGUAUAUCAAGGAAAUGUCUCUUAUUUUGACAAAUCUUUAUUGAUAUCAGAAUUAACUCCGACAAUCACGGAAGUCUCAUUACGUUAUGGCGCUGUAGAGUGUUACAAGAACUUAGACUGCAAUGCAGUGGAAAUUUGUUCAUCCGUGACAGGAAAAAUUUUCCGACUUAGUUCAAGCAUUUCCACAGCAAUGGUAACCGGAAAUAAUACCUGUUUUCGAUAUGAAUUGAUGCAUACAUGUGGAUGGGGUUCCUUUUAUAACCGACGUAAGGAUGAAUGCCAGUGUGUUAUAGGCUGUGACUGUGGAGCUCUUACACCACCUGUCGGCGGAAUUUUGACUCAAAAAGUGGCGUUAGAUGGCCAACAGUUUUCUACCAACUGUAUGAACACAGCCAGUCACAUUUGGACGAUGAUACAAAGGAGAGUUAAUGGCUCUGUCAACUUUUACAGAGGAUGGACGGAUUAUAAAAAUGGAUUUGGUGACCUCAAUUCCGAAUUCUGGAUCGGGCUUGACAAUAUUCGCCUGUUGGUGACCAAUGGGUUUACAGUUCUACGUGUGGAAUUAGAAUACGGUGCAGAAUCGGUGUAUGCUGAAUACAGUAGUUUCAACAUAGCAGGAGAGGGUGACAAAUAUCGAAUCCAGGUCUUUGGGUACAGUGGAACAGCUGGAGACGGAAUUUCAUGUGUACAUCAGCUCUGCAGCAAUGGAGCUCAGUUUUCGACAUUUGAUGAUGAUAAUGACGGCGACCCAACAGAUAAUAACGCAGAACUGUGGCGAGGAGCAUGGUGGUAUCGAGCAGGACAUAUGUCAAACCUCAAUGGUGAAUACGGCAAUAACAAUCAUGGACAAGGAAUAAGCUGGUAUCCUUAUAAAGGAUGGACCGUAUCUUUGUCUAAAUCGCGGAUGAUGCUUCGAAGAGCCUAAAAUCUCUCUUCAACUUAAACAGUGUUAUUCACCAAGAUUGGAAAAAAGUUUUUGCAUUUGAAUGUUUACAUGUUGAGUUCUUAGGUGUCAUAAUGUUUGUCAUUAUUCGUGUUUACAAACCUUAUCAUUUAUAAUCCAGAAAAAGCGUUUAGGGUAGAACUCUUUGAUUUUCACUAAGCACUACUGGUGCAUUUGA
This is a messenger RNA of Saccostrea echinata, 1201 nucleotides long. RefSeq names its product tenascin-R-like. Bases 1 to 1005 code for a protein of 334 amino acids. The record is from RefSeq and is a predicted model, not a curated record. The transcript is spliced from 6 exons. NCBI's taxonomy places the organism in Eukaryota, Metazoa, Mollusca, Bivalvia, Ostreida, Ostreidae.